GACAAUUAGAGUGGUCUUCGAAAUUUUAGGGCGCUUUCAUUCAAGUACGCCUCUAGUGCGUACCUGCUGGUACAAGUCUCAUGUAAUACUUUAUUGUACGUAAUUUACUCAUUCACCCACGAAAACAUCACUGGAUUGCAUUUAUUUAGUAUAAAUAAACAAUAAGCAGUUAUCUUCGAAGUUAAUGAAACAGGUGAUCUGUCAUCCUUUUACUGUUAAUAAUGUUAUCGACAGCUGACAAAUUGAGAGGCUAGAUUUACCUUUACAACAGCCAGGAAAUCAGGGUCAACCAAGCGCGCGGGCUAUGACUUAGGCCAUGCUAUAAAAAUGGAAGUAGUUAAUAUAGGCGAAGGCCGGUAUGAACAGAGUGAAAAUGUACCGGGAAGCAGCAUUGACAGCGACGCCUCUAGCAGCGCGUUCGAGGGCAACGACAGUGAUCACUGUAGUGAAGACUUGGACAAAACAUCCGAAGGUGACUUGAAAGAAGAUCUGCAAAAGACAAUACCAGAAUGCUAUAAAUCUGAUUCAAAUUUUUCAUCACAUACCACAAGCAUCACAAACGAUGAAGAAUUUCAGGCGACGGCUCUGUGCCAAUUUAUGGAUAUUUUAAAUGAUUUAGAUGAAGUUUUAGAUAAAUCUUUACUUGCGUGCCUUGAUGAUGGCACGAAAAGCUUCGAUAGUGAUGAAGAAGAUCUCAUUUGUAAGAUUAAGGAAUGCAUUGGCGAAGGUCAGGAGGAAUCUGACCAUUCAGAAGCCCAAAGUUCUCUGGACGACAAUACUCAAGUAAUAACAUGCUCCAACGUACAUCCAUCAGCACCGCCUCUAGAAGAAAUGGGCAUCACAUCCAGUGUAUCUGAAAGAUCGAAUCUCACAAGUCUUGGUCGUUCGAAAAGUUUUUCAGAACUAACUGAUAACGAUCGACAGGCUUUAGUUUCAUCAUUAGAGAGAGCAAGCACGACAGCCGACACUUUGCGUAAUUCAAUGAGGAGAUUAGACCCUAUUGUUCUGCCGGCGAUAACAGCUGAGUCGUCGUGCGAGCCUCUUACACUACCAGUGAUACUUUUCCUGGAGCAUAACAUUAACAUGCGCCCGACAAGCGCUCCCAUACAGUUACAAGUAACCGCGGCAAAUCUUAGUAGUGACGGUGCUUCGGGUCCUUUGAUUGUGGGACGUCGUGCCUUACUAAUGAAUCGCACCCUUUCCCUUCCUUCGCCGGGAGAGAGUGACGUUACAACUGGAGAUUGGACUGGACGGAAUACAGCAAGGAGUACCGCGAGGAGCACAAGUGCAUCCAGCUCGUCCACUGAAUCGCUGAAUGUUGCUCCCAUAAUCCAAAAUGCUACAAGUGCCACUGAGGAGAGAAUUGAAGAGACUGAAGAACCUCCUUUUGGAGUUUGGCCACAUCGUAUGAGUGCCAUGUUGGCGUGCCUCAGUUGUACCGUGGGAAUAUUUAAUAUAUCUAGAUUUGCCAUAUUCAGUGUUCAUUUUGGAGCAAGCUUCAUAAUACAGUUUUUUAUACUGUCGUUUUUAAUUGGUAUACCGUUAUUCACAUUGCAUUUAUGUUUGGGCCAAGUGCUGGAGUCUGGCCCGGUGGACAUGUGGCGUAUAUCACCGAUAUUCCAAGGCGUAGGUGUUUCUCUGCUCAUUACCCAAGCCGUGAUUGGCAUGUACAGUAUAAUUGGCCUGUCUUGGAUAUUUGUUUACUUCAGAGACUCUUUCAUAACAUCAAACGACAGGUAUAAAUGGGCACUACCACAGGAAUUCAACUUUGAAGACGUUACAAAGAAUGGUACUUAUAAAAUACAGGAGACAUUGCCGCAGUAUUUUCACGAGGAAGUUUUACAGAGGAAUUUGGGGUCCAACACAUCGUAUUUCGGCACAAUAAAGUUUCAAGUUGCAUUCAAUUUAGCUGUAGUGUGGAUGAUAGUUUUCGUCGCACUUAGUAAAGGAUUGAGGUCUUAUGGCAAGGCCGUAUACAUGCUGAUAUUCCUACCGAUCUGCGGUACUUUGGUGCUGUGUACGAAAUUGCUCACGUUAAUCCCAUACGACACUGUCAUCAAUAUAUUCGCUGAGACUGAAUGGAGCGAGUUCUUCAUUAAUAGUAAUAGCUGGGCAGCCGCUGCACAGGAAACAUUCCUAACUUGGGGCCUUCUUGGUGCCUGUAUAAUGCAACUGACAUCACAUAAGAAUGCUAAAAACAAAACGAACGUAAUGCUUCAGAAGGAAAGUGCGUGCAUAGUGGCAUUUACCUUCGCCGUGUUGUUACUGGGAUCGUUCUUAGCCAACACUUGCGUGCAAAUAUUGAAGAAUUAUGGAUACGUUUAUAUACCGGGCAGUUUUGAGACGGUAAAAACAACACAAUUCUUAUGGCCCAUCUCGGAGCCAAUGCCAGGCAACGUGGUCUCCACACCAGUUCGGUACAUGGGCCACUACGGCAGCCUAGUAGGAGUUACAGUAUGGAAGACUGGCAACAUUGCUCGCGUUCUCAGCGGGUGGCAACCCUUACAGCUAGCAACACAGAUAGUACCAGCUACUCUUGCAGUGUUACCAGCUAAUUUGCUAUCUCCAGCAUGGGCCGUGAUAUUCUACUUCAUCAUCAUAAUGUUUGGCAUCGCGCAACAACUGGCGAUAUGGCACUGCGUCAUCACUGGCAUCAUGGCGAUCAAUGCCGAAGCUCUCAAAGUAUGGGAGACUACUAUCACAUUCUUAAGCUGCGUGUUCGGACUGGCUAUGGGAUUGCUGCUUAGUACUGAUGCUGGCAUCCGCAUAGUCCACUUCAUAGACUACGUAUGGGUUGGUUCGUGGUGGCAAUGCGUAAUACAAAUAUCUUUAGCGUGUGGCGUGUUCGUUGUACGAGGUCGGCCAUAUUCGCCCGAUGUGGUCGUGGCCGCGUUAUACUCGUCUCGUAGUCGACUAUCUGCUACGUUGGCUGCCCUACUCAGCUUUACAUGGACUGUUGUACUGCCUGUGUUAUUGUGUGCAAUUUGCGUGAUGGAUUUCCGAGUUGGACAACAAAAACAGAUGUACAGUUGGAGAAAACCAGCUGGCUAUUGGCCAAUAUGGUGUCGUCAGGUCGCAGUGUUUCUACAACAAGGAGCGUUACUACUGGUGCCUAUUGCCGCAUUCAUACAGACGUGGCGCUACAUGAAUAAAGGACCACCUGAUAUACUAGAUGAUUAUCGGGCAAACGAUUGUAUUGAGGAAUUGCGUAUUCAAAACCUUUACCGUCCUCGUAUGGGUGUGUCUCAAGAGCCUGGUUUAGGGCGAGCAGUUCCUUUGACUACUGCAUCAGCACCAGCACCACCAGACCCACCGCCCAAGUACACACCACCGCCUUCAUACUCCACUGCUACAGGAGCAAGAUUGUUGAAUACUAUAAGACGGAGCUUUAGAACUCUUAGAAGAAUCACAACAGCACGCGCGGAGCAAUCGCCCGCAGAAGACACAACGCAGCUACCAAUCACACUCAGCGAAACUGUAGAGCGGGAUGCCCUCGUCUCACUGGAGACCCAACCACCAGAGUACAGCGGUGUUUUUACCACACCAUCUAUAACCAUCACAGACGAAACCGACUCCAGAGUCACUCGACCACGUUCAUCAACAUCACGAAACUCUCUAUCUUUAACAAGAGACUAUCUUCGAAGAUCAUUUGUUCGUAAAAGCGAUUCAGCGAAGAGCAUUCGUUCUAGUUUACGAAGAAGUUUCAAGUAUGGAGGUGCCUUAACUAGUAGCCACGAACAAUUGGUUCGUGGUGCUGAGCCAAUGUCUACUACUGUAGCUAUGUCUGCCGUCAGCUCUUCACACGACUCUCACAGCCGCGCCUCUGUCAUAUGAAUAUUUAAUAAUCCGCCUUAUGUCAGGCAAUACGAAUAUUUUAUAUUUUUCGCCUGAACCCGUUACAAUGUAUUUUUAAGCGAUCGUAAUGUAUAGAGGAACGUUUCAAUAAUACUUAGUACUUACAUAAUAUACCGACGUUUGUCGUAAGUUCCCAAUUUAAAGAUUUCAGCAUAGUUCAUAGAAGAGCUGUAAAAUAGUGCAGACUGUAAUAACGUUUACUUAAUUAUUAUUACCUUAAUGAAUAACCAAUGCGUAAUGGACCCGGUUCAGAUUUAUUUUUCGACUAUACGUCGCCGUAUCUUGUUAUUAAUUCGUGGUUAGAUAUUAGGGUUAGAAAACGUAAUAAUUGUUAGUACUUAAUCGACGCUAACAUAAUAAGUAGUCAUAAUGAAGAGGAAUCUCAGUUACUUCACUAUUUUUUUAAAACAUUGUUAAUCUUUUAUUUUGUGUAAGCACAAUAAAUGAGCCAUUUAGCUAGAUAUAUAAGUAUAGCGUAAGUGUACUUACAUUGUAUACUUAAAAUGAUAAUAACCUCAGAGCUUAGAAAAAAAUGUGUUUAACAUUUGGAAAAUGUGAAAACGAUUGUUAACAAUUAUUUUUAAUGGAAAAUGUGAAUCAAUCAGACUAGAAAUGUGUUCUCGUUAAAUUAUUAUGAGCGUGUUUUUCUAAAUUAUGUGAAUGUAAUGUUGGCAAUGAAUGCAUUUUAGUGUUAAAUUAGUUAGUGUGAUAAUUUGUAAAGAGCGAUGCCCCUCGCGUUUUGAGUAUAUUUAAACAUGUGUGAAAGAAAACCCCAUUUUAAGAUAGAAUAGAAUCUCUAUUUUAAAUUCGAUACAUAAAUAUCGUUAGGUUGCAAUUUUUUGAUAUUCCAUUUUGUGGAUAAGGAUCGUUACGUAAACAAUACUUAGUAAUGUAAUAAAUACUUAUUACAAAAUCAGUGUUGAUAAUAAUAACAAUAAAUGUUUGUGAAAUCCCUUAGGUACAUAAUAAUCGAUUCACAUUUGGAAUCGAUAGUUAAGAUAUCGACACGAGCAAAUCGAGUCGAAGCAAUAAAUAAAUGAAUAACAGUGAAUGAUGUUGAAUGUGUCAAGUACUCAAGUACAAUGAAUUUAGUUCAGUAAGCGAACUGGUUGUUCGAUAGAUAUAGGUGAAUUAACGGCUGCUUAUUAGUUCCUUUCUCGCAUUUAUGUAAAACCGGCUACUCACUAUAUUAUUUUAAAUUAUUUUUAUGCAGCUCUAAACGGUUACUUCGUUAUAUGUAUACUUUUUGGCUAAUUUGAAUAAAGAUAAUCUAGAAUCUUUUAAAUGUCUAUCAGGUAUAAACUAGCUUUUGCCUUAGCAAGUCCAACUUGCCACAAACAGAUUAUAAGUAUUAUGAAUAUGAAAAUGUAGUUACAUUCAUAUCUCAUAUACGGUUAGACUGAAAUCUGCUUGUUAAGUUUUUAAGAAAUAGAUAAAAAAAAUGUGAAACAUGAAAUUAAAUCUAAAAAUUUGUCUAUUCAUUUUGCGAAGUCAUAAAUCACUAUAGAAAUCGCAUAUAAUAAUGUAUUUUAAUUUAAAAGUACACGUUUAAUAGUAUAAAUCGAAUAUUAUUUUACGACUAAGAACAACCUAAAAAUUGAUAUCAGCCGAGAUGAGAUCUCAGUGUGUUGUGAAAUGACGCUAUUUUAUUUUAAUCAUCAGUAUUAAGUUGGUUGUACUUGCAUUAUAAGUAGUGUGUAGCUGGCUCAGUGCAUUUGUUCUUCAAAAUUCUUAUUUUUAGUUCUAGUCACCAAUGCUUCCACCUUCUAAGUUUUAAACUUUUGGUAUAAACAUCACAUUUUACUAUAAUAGCAUUAUAUUUAUAAUUAUAUCACGUUUUUCUUGCACAUCUUUUAUAAUUUUACCUAUUUUAUUUUGAUUUUGCGCGUUCUUUAACAUUCCACAAUGUUACAAUGUUUUUGAAUUAGAUAAUAAAACAUUUUUACACUA
This is a messenger RNA of Spodoptera litura, 5805 nucleotides long. RefSeq names its product sodium-dependent transporter bedraggled (gene bdg). Gene Ontology annotation, molecular function: L-amino acid transmembrane transporter activity; amino acid:sodium symporter activity. NCBI's taxonomy places the organism in Eukaryota, Metazoa, Arthropoda, Insecta, Lepidoptera, Noctuidae. The record is from RefSeq and is a predicted model, not a curated record. Gene Ontology annotation, biological process: sodium ion transmembrane transport; nitrogen compound transport; amino acid import across plasma membrane. Gene Ontology annotation, cellular component: plasma membrane.